GUGAGGAACUGAGUUUGCUAAACAAGUCAGUUUAAAUCUCCGAAGUUUCUCCAGUUGCUUUCAGACACGAUUGAUUUCGUUUUCUAUUUUCUUUUUCGUUUUUUUUUGCAUUAAGACUUUAACGUGGAUAAAAAUAGGCGCCAUUAGAAAACACAAUCGUGGUGAAUGAGAGAUAAUAUUCCCUUAUUUGACCGGCGCAGAUUUUGCAGUCACACGCCGAGAAUGGCGCGCCUUCAGUGGGAACACACCCUGAGGAGGCUCGGUUAGCAUUUAGACUGGUAUUCGGGCUCUGAAAAAUGAAAUGAAAUAUGGGCUCAUACAAGACUGAAAACUCUUACCUGAAGCUGCUGACUGUUCACAGAGAGCUGUUGGUAGAACAGGUGAAAAACACGCAGUGUAUUUUGGAUAAUCUCCUUAUAAACUCAUUCAUCUGCACUGAAGAUAUCGAGAUCAUCCAGCGCAGCAGCACUAAAACAGACCAGGUACGCAAAAUCUUGGAGCUGGUUCAAAGUAAAGGCGAGGAAUGCUCUGCAUAUUUCACACAGAUCCUUCAUGAAGCAUACGAUGCCUACAUUGAUCUACGGCCUUGGUUUGAUGAAAUCCAGUACACGCCAUUAGACACUAUUAAAGCCAUACCAGUGGUUAACACAGACCCAAUCAGCAAGUACUGUGAAAAGCUCCGAUAUGAGCUGGGAAGAGACACACAGUUCAUCACGUCCUACUCUAAAAGUGAGGAGACGCCGCUGGAGGAUCUGUACACAGACACGCAGAUGGAGCUCCUGAAUGACACAGGAGAGAGUUUGGGAUACUUACAGAAUCUGGACGAACUUCUCGGAGAUCAGGGAGUCUUCAACCCGCAGGCCGAGACUAUCUUCAUCACCGGUGACGCUGGUGUAGGCAAAUCAAUCGUGCUUCAGAAACUCCAGAAUCUCUGGUCCAGACGAGAGCUGAAAACCGGCGCCAAAUUCUUCUUCAAGUUCAGAUGCAGAGCGUUCAGCGCCUUCAAGGAGACGGAUGAGAUCUCGCUGAAGGAUUUAAUCUUCAAGCACAACUGCUAUCCAGAUGGAGAUCCCGAUAACGAGGUGUUCGCCUACAUCUUACGCUUCCCAGAGACCGUGGUGUUCACUUUUGACGGAUACGAUGAGAUCCAAAUGGAUUUCGAUUUAGAUAAUGUGCCGGAAACGGUUUCCCCAGAAGAAAGAACCCGACCGCUGCUGCUUCUAAUGAAUCUGCUCUGUGGGAAAAUCCUGAAAGGCUCCAGGAAGAUUCUGUCAGCAAGAAGUGGCACUGAAAUCCAAAGCCGAGUGAUUCGGAAGAAAGUGUUCAUGAAGGGAUUUUCACCAGAACACCUGAAGAGGUAUUUAGCUUUGCACUUCCCCGAGCAAGAGCAUAGGAUGCUUGUGAGCGAUCAGCUCGAAGCUAACCCGCAUCUAUGCGGUCUGUGCUCAAUCCCGCUAUUCAGCUGGAUCAUCCUGAAGAGCUUUAAGCAUCUGCAAUCAGUGUAUGAUAACUUUGAGUUACCGGAUUCCUGUAUCACACUCACAAAUGUAUUCCUGCUGCUCUCCGAGGUUUUUCUCGGACACUCAACUGCACGUCCCGGACUCCUAAAGCGAACAUUGAGAUGUCCUACGGAGACAUUUAAAGCUGGUGAACAGAAGCUUUCGGGAUUUGCUCGAUUAGCAUUGCGCGGUAUUGAAACCAGUAAGCUUGUGUUCACCUUAGAUGAAGCUGUGUGCUGUGGAUUAAACGAUGAAGAUCUUCAGUUUGGGUUUUUAAGACCCGCUGUGCAUUACGAUUCUUCAUCUGCAAGUUCCUUCGAGUUCCUCCACGAAACUCUCCAAGCCUUCCUUGCAGCUUUUUCUCUAGUUUUGGAUGCAAAACUAAAUCCCGAGUCCAUCCUAAAGUUCUUCUCCAAAUGCAAAUACAAGAAGUCGUCACGUCUGUCCUGCAUACCUUGCCUAAAAAACUCAAAACCCAGAGAGAACGAUGCAUUCCAGACCAACUUUCAGUUCACCAAUUUAUUUCUGUGUGGACUUUUGUCUAAAUCCAAUGCAGCGCUGCUGGAGCAUCUCGUCCCUCCGUCAGAAUUAAAGCAAAAGCGCAAGAUACUGAAAUCGUAUUUAUCUAACAGCGUGAAAACUCAUCUUAAGAGCCUCCCUCGGUCUCCAUCCACAGACAUCGAAGGAGAUAAAGUGCACGCGAUGCCCAACUUCUUAUGGAUGCUGCGCUGCAUAUUUGAGACAAACAGCGAGGACGUGGCCAAGAUGACAGCUAACGGCAUAUCUGCAGAUUAUAUUAAGAUUGCGUUCUGUAAUAUUUACUCUGCAGACUGCAGUGCAUUGAACUUCGUGCUGCACCACCGUAGGAAGCAUCUGGGAGUCGAUAUGGACAAUAAUAACAUCAACGAUUAUGGGGUGAAGCAACUGCGUCCCUCUUUCAGUAAAAUGACGGUGGUAAGGUUUUGUGUGAAUCAGCUGACAGACAGCGGUAUUGAGGUUCUGGCCGAGGAACUAAUCAGAUAUAAAAUCGUGAAGGUGUUGGGCCUGUAUAAAAACCACAUCACAGACGUUGGAGCCAAACAAGUAGCAAAGAUCAUUGAAGAAUGUCCACAUUUGAGGACCGUCAAGCUCGGCUGCAACAACAUCACAAGUGUAGGCGGGAAAUACCUCGCUGGAGCAAUUCACAAGAGCAAAUCUAUCUUUGAUAUUGGAAUGUGGGGAAACUGCAUUGGUGAUGAAGGCGCAGAAGCGUUUGCAGAGGCACUGAAAAACCACCCCAGUUUGACCAACCUCAGUCUCUCCGCCAAUGGCAUCACGUCGCACGGUGGAAGAAGUCUGGCAAAGGCAUUGAAGGAAAACACGAGUCUUCACAUCGUCUGGCUGAUACAGAAUAAAAUCUCUGAUGACGCAGCAUCGGAUCUUGCUGAGGCCUUCAGGUCUAAUUUGUCUCUGACGCAUCUGAUGUUAAUAGACAAUGAGUUUACUAUUGACGGAGCCAGACAGCUUUCUGAAGGCCUGACAGAUAACACUACACUGAAGGAGGUCAAUAUUAAAGGAAGCCGCAUUUCUGAAGCAGAAGAGCAUCUUUAUCAGGGCGACAGACGGCUUCGCUUCCACUGAAAAACACGUGAUGGGAGAGCAAAGAAAGAAGAAGUUGCUGGAAAACCACAAACUCUGCUUCAACACAUUACAGCCUUUGUUUAUUACAGAUCAAACACAGUAGAACACAUCAUACAUGCAUUAUUAUACACUCACCGGCAACUUUAUACACCUGUCCUGGUACGCCUGUCCAACUGCUCAUUAAUGCAAAUUUCUAAUCAGCCAAUCACAUGGCAGCAACUCAAUGCAUUUAGGCAUGUAGACAUGGUCAAGACGAUCUGCUGCAGUUCAAACUGAGCAUCAGAAUGGGGAAGAAAGGGGAUUUAAGAGACUUUGAACGUGGCAUGGUUGUUGCUGCCUGACGGGCUGCUCUGAGUAUUUCAGAAACUGCUGAUCUACUGGGAUUUUCACGCACAACCAUCUCUAGGGUUUACACAGAAUGGUCUGAAAUAGAGGAAAUAUCCAGCGAGGGGCAGUUCUAUGGGUGCAAAUGCCUUGUUGAUGCUAGAGGUCAGAGGAGAAUGGCCAGACUGGUUCCAGCUGAUAGAAAGGAAACAGUAACUCAAAUAAGCACUCGUUACAACCGAGGUCUGCAGAAGAGCAUCUCUGAACACACAACACGUCCAACCUUGAGGCGGAUGGGCUACAGCAGCAGAAGACCACACCGGGUGCCGCUCCUGUCAGCUAAGAACAGGAAACUGAGGCUACAAUUCACACAGGCUCACCAAAACUGGACAAUAGAAGAUUGGAGAAACGUUGCCUGGUCUGAUGAGUCUCCAUUUCUGCUGCCACAUUCAGAUGCUCGGCUCAGAAUUUGCCAUCAACAGCAUGAAAGCAUGGAUCCAUCCUGCCUUGUAUCAACGGUUCAGGCUGGUGGUGGUGGUGUAAUGGUGUGGAGGAUGUUUUCUUGGCACACUUUGGGUCCAUCAGUACUAAUUGAGCAUGGUGUCAGCACCACAGCCUACCUGAGUAUUGUUGCUGACCAUGUUCAUCCCUUUAUCACCACAGUGUCUCCAUCUUCUGAUGGCUACUUCCAGCAGGAUAACGCACCAUGUCAUAAAGCGUGAAUCAUCUCAGACUGGUUUCUUGAACAUGACAAUGAGUUCACUGUACUCAAAUGGCCUCCACAGUCACCAGAUCUCAAUCCAAUAGAGCACCUUUGGGAUGUGGUGGAAAGGGAGAUUGGCAUCAUGGAUGUGCAGCCGACAAAUCUGCAGCAACUGUGUGAUGCUAUCAUGUCAAUAUGGAGCAAAAUCUCUGAGGAAUGUUUCCAGUAGGUUGUUGAAUCUCUGCCAUGAAGGAUUAAAGCAGUUCUGAAGGCAAAAGGAGUCCAACAAGGUACAAGUAAGGUGUACCUAAUAAAGUGGCCAGUGAGUGUAUUACAGUGAUUAUAAUUUAGCAUUUUUUAUUGAAAUAUAUCCUACUAUUUGCUGUAAAUCACAUUUUACUUCAUUUCAUUAAUGGUUUUGCUAGUUUUAGUUCAGGUUUUAUUUUGUUCAUUAUUAUUUUAUUGAUUAUUUGAUGCUUUUGUACGUUUUAGUUACGUUUUUGAACAACAAACACUCGAUAAUACAAAUGUAAUUAAACAUGAUAAAGGAUUCAGAGAAACGUCAUGUCAAAGAUCAUUCAUGUAGUUAAACAUGCCUAGUUUUGUUUAAACAGGCCAAGAAUUGUGUGUGUGUGUGUGCGUGUGUGUGCGUGCGUGCGUGUGUGUGUGUGGGUGUGUGUAAAGGCAUCAUCAGGUGUUUCUCUGAACAGUCGCAGGUCUGAUUUCACACCACAGACUGAGUGCUUAUUAAUUCAGAAUAGGAUGAUGAUAGUGAGGUGUGUGUGUGUGUGUGUGUGUAUACUGUAUUUGUGUAUUUACUGUGAAACGAGCAAAUUAAACACAACAUGAAGAAGCUUU
Molecule: messenger RNA, 5004 nt
Organism: Danio aesculapii
Lineage: Eukaryota; Metazoa; Chordata; Actinopteri; Cypriniformes; Danionidae
Gene: nod1
Product: nucleotide-binding oligomerization domain containing 1
Exons: 11
Coding region: 309-3119 (936 amino acids)
Biological process (GO): regulation of apoptotic process
Molecular function (GO): protein binding
Source: RefSeq, a predicted model, not a curated record